Molecule: messenger RNA, 3369 nt
Organism: Marchantia polymorpha subsp. ruderalis
Lineage: Eukaryota; Viridiplantae; Streptophyta; Marchantiopsida; Marchantiales; Marchantiaceae
Source: the annotation of a GenBank genome assembly
GUGGUUUCAUUCAUGCAGGACUUGAGAGGGUCGUCCCGUCCUUUUUGUUUUUCUGAAGAGUAAUCUUCUCGUGGUACCUUGUAGCCUAUGUAACUCGAGUGGCUAAAUUUUCGGGAAAUUUUCGGGGCUGCGAUGGAGUUUGCCUCCGGAAAGAAGAAGCGAUGGGUAGAGGGAUGUAGAGCGGAUCCCGCACAUUCGGCAGAAGAUUCCGCACCGAAAACCUCAUGGCGGGCGAAAACGGCCUUCCUUCCAUGGCCGUCUUCGGCCGAGGAGAUGAGACGCGUCCGUUCACAAGGCGCCGAUCCGAUGUCGAAAAGCGUCGAUGGCCGCUGCCAUCGCCAUCGCCGUCUGAAAUUAGUGCCGACACAGCGCCACUGAAGCCUGUAGAAUGAGAUCGAUUUGUCAGCUCGGAUGACUACUUCUCAUCGAGGCAAUAACUUCGAGAUUCUGCGAACAUUUGGAUAUGCUCUUGGACAUAACUCUUUCGUCCGACCAAUCGGCUACGACGACUCGUGGAGUCUCUUUCGUCGUUGGCCCUGAUACUUCCUGUUAUCGCAUUUCUGCAAGCGAGUGAGGAACAUCUUGAAAAUGAUCCUAUUGGCAGGUUUGUCCCUGAGAAGCCUUGGAUUUUUCAACAAGACGUCGAGCGGGUAGCGUGCGCCAUUCCGCAAGGCUCUCGCAAGAGAAGUUCUGCAAAGCAUUCGGAGAACGUAUUCGGAAACAGGUAGCGGAUGGACUUUGGAUCAAGAAAACGUGCAAUGCCUGAUCCGGGAUGUGCGAAUUGGGGCCUGGGGUUAUUAAGCAAUAAUUUCGAAAACUGAGACGAGGUUUUGAACUCAUAAGGGAUCACUGGAGUUGCGCAGGCCCUCCAGAAGAUACAGUCCUUGAGCCCAUUUUACCAGAAACAGAAACACGGAUUGGUGUUCUUUGAUAGGUAGAUGACAAAUAUUAUGGACUGCACAUUCUCCAGACUCCAGGUCUUCCGACAAGCUUUGUUCGCCGCUGCAUUUCUGUGGACAGGAACGCCAGGAGUUGUAGCAAGAUUCACUCCUUAUGCAAAGGCCGUGUCACUGGACACUGUACCUUCUCUGGUUUUCCAAAAGUGGAAGCUCACAAAUUAUCGAAGAAACGAGCCCAUUUAUCAACUAAAAUGCGUGUCCGGGUGCGAGUUUGAACCUGACUGGGUCAAAUGCUUCAAUGUUAAUUCGCCAGUUGACAAGGGACCAGCAUGGCGCUGUCAAGCCGACCUGCCAUCACAUCUCCAAUUUUUCACCCUAGAGGUUAUAUGCGAGGGCUACGAGUCAAAAAAUGAUAAGAGUAUACUGGAAGGAAGCUGCGGGCUUGAGUACAGUCUUAGGCAUGUAGCACCACCCAAUCCCGAGCCUCGAGGAGCGAAGAUGGCAUCAGCCGAAGUCAGCAAUCCAGAGGGUAAGAGCGAGUUACAGUGGGGCACAUGUCAAUGGUUGAUAUUGGCUACUGUCAUUUACGUUUGCUGCUAUUGUCUCUACCAAGUUGUGCAAACCGAUUUGAAGGAAGCUCUGAUCAGCACACAUCAAAAAACGACAGAGCUCUCGACCACCGGCAGGUGUGGUAAAUGCCAAAGCGCACGGGCGUCACUAUCGGAUACGCUCAAGCAACGAUAUCAUUCAGAUCUGCAGAGCUGGCAAUUUGAAACACCAUCAGAAUGUCGAAAGCCAAACGAGCAAGCCACAAGCCCACAUUUGAGAGCAACAUCGCCUACUUGCAACAGCCGCUUGAGAAGCAGCCCGCCCAGAACCCCACGUUCCCCAAGAGGAGGAUUCUUCAAGAAGCUUGAUCGGCCUUCGCGUUGUAGGAAAAGAGAAGAGUUUGACAGCCCCAAGGCUUGAAAGAGCGAUUUUAGCAACGCCCUCGUGUCUAUUGAAGUCAGUAAGACCAAGGAAGAGUACUAAAUGCCCUGUUGCUGAGUAAGUUUAUCGACGAAGCUUUAGAAGCUUUUUCCGCUCUAAAUCAAGAGCACAUUGAUCAAUACGUCCCUUCAGUAUGAGUUCUCUUCUUCAGCCUUUGACAGAGCCACAAAGGCGACAAAAGGUCGUCGAAAGUCGCAAACGUUCAAAAAUGUUCAAAAGGGCAAAACAGAGUUCAGAAUGACCACAAAUGAGUAGUUCUUACAUGAUUUUCCGAUUACAUGUUGACAGAUCACAAGAUGUACAUUAUGUAGUGGGAAGAGGACGUCUUGACCCCUAGAUGUAAGUCUUGAAUGUCUAGUUGUAAGAACCUGAAUACCUCAUGUUACUUACACUUCUAUUUUUACAACCUCAGCAGCAUUGCAUGACUUCGAUUCACAGAAAAGAACUUGAUCAAGGGAGGCGCUCAAGACGAGACUCGGAUGCCUGCCAGACAAGUAACAACACAUGCUAUAAGACGUCAACUUUGACGUCUCAUUGCAUCGCUUGCUACAACACAUGCAAUGAAACGUCAAAGGUUGAUUCAGUAUUUAUGACACACAUGAUUGCACUUUGCUAUUCGCAUGCACACAUACAUCGUUCUGAGUGAAAGCGAUAUGUAGUCCCAAUUCCACCUUUACUCUCCUCGUAAUUGUAGCAAUAUUUACACCAAUAGGAGUCGAUAUUUUUCAAAUACAAGGUUCAGUGCAGGAUGUUCUUGAAAAAACUGAAUCCUGAACCUUGUGGCCCUAACUGCUGCCGUGAAGGAGCCUCCACUGCGCAUGACGUCCACUCAAAGCCAAGCCUUUUUUACAUGUAGCUGCGUGAGCAACGGAUGACCCAGCUAGGCUAGUUAUCUCAUAAACAUCUGUACAUUUAUCGUCUCCUGUGAGUGGGAUUGGCAACAGCUCAUCAAAAUAUCUGGAAACCUUAAUCACUACAAUAAAUUGCAGAGCAUCCUGUUCUUUCUUUAUCGAAGUUCCCUGUACUUAAGACUACUCUGCAUCUGUAGCGAGGCCGGAUUCCUACCAGAGAAGAGACUUUUAAAGUAAAACACUAUCGUUGAAAUUACACUGAAGAACGCUGAAGUUACUGAGCUACUUAGGAAAGUAGCUAAGUUAUUUUGGCGGUCGCCAAAAUACCGAAAAUUGCAUCCUUUUCUUCUGAUAUCGUGGUCUCUACCUUUCGGGAGCAAAAGUCUAUAUAUGUACACCUGACGAGAAAGAUCAAGAACGCUAUUGUACACUCGGUUACGAAGUUGACUUUCAUUAAGAACCCUGUACAGCGAACUAGAGCCUUCAGACCAAACUAAUCAUCAUCGAUAUGAAUGCAUUCCAUCAAGAGUUGAAGUUUGGAUGUAAAAUUUUUUUCGCGUAGGUCCUGAAUACUUUCUUCGAGUGUUGUGUCGCACACCAGAUUACGUUGAAUCAGGAACUUUGAGCAC